Molecule: messenger RNA, 726 nt
Organism: Gaeumannomyces tritici R3-111a-1
Lineage: Eukaryota; Fungi; Ascomycota; Sordariomycetes; Magnaporthales; Magnaporthaceae
Exons: 1
Coding region: 1-726 (241 amino acids)
Source: RefSeq, a predicted model, not a curated record
AUGACUGACGGUUUGUGCGCCUCGCUCACAGCAGGUGAAAAUUCUGGAAGCCGGUCCCGCCCAGAAAGCGAGGAGCAACUCUGGGCCACUCCCAGAGGCCGAGAUCUCAAAGUCUGCGCGGCAGAGACAGACAAGACAGGCCAAGUGACGGUGACGGGCUGCGAGCUUCCGCCAGGCCCUGAAACCGAUCGUCUUCCAGCCCUGGGCGCCACCUGGGACCUCUCCCCACGCUUGCCCUUGCCCAAGACUGUCAAGCGUCUGCACAAGUCCAGGUGUCCAGGCAGAGGGCAGCCGGCCAGAGAACAGCCAGCCCACGUCCCCCAACCCAGACGAGGGUGGCCGGCAGGGAGCUCUCUUUGGCAGCACCAAGCCCUACCCCUGUCCUGCCGCGCGCUAGAGCUGCGGUCUGGCAAGGCCUGCGCCCACCCCAACGCUUCCCUCGGUGCCAAUAGGACACUGGCUGGUCUCCCACGCAGCCAAGCGGAACUCCUGCGCACUAGCCGAGCGCACCCCCCGUCUUCCGGCCCAGCGCAUCGGCUUGCGUUGCGGACAGCCUCCUCCCCUGCCGCCCAUAAACACCCACCCCAGCCCGCUCCAUUGGACCGUAAAACCGCCAGACCGCAACUUCUGGCUGCCCCAUCCAAUUACAGGCUCACCGCAGCAACGAAGGAGACGCCAAAGGAGUUUCCUGGGACCGACUUAGCCCUUGCCCUUCCACACUUAUAA